Molecule: messenger RNA, 3245 nt
Organism: Suillus paluster
Lineage: Eukaryota; Fungi; Basidiomycota; Agaricomycetes; Boletales; Suillaceae
Product: adaptin N terminal region-domain-containing protein
Exons: 12
Coding region: 257-2959 (900 amino acids)
Biological process (GO): Golgi to vacuole transport; protein targeting to vacuole
Cellular component (GO): AP-3 adaptor complex; endosome membrane; membrane coat
Source: RefSeq, a predicted model, not a curated record
AGGACAUCUUUGGACGUCCAGUGCAAGUACAUCCGAGCCUUGAGCUCGAGUAGCAUCGUAAGGAAGGAAGAACAGCUGGCCAGGCAGGCCCCUAUGUGAGAUGCUUUGUAUUUGCUAUAUACUCACCGUGGACGCGCUGACUAUCAUGUGACUAUCAGUACGAAUACUGCAGUCGCUUAGUCUCGUCUACGCACCUGUCAAACUCAAGUUCAACACCAUUCAUUACCCUUCUGGCUGAUAAGCAUCGAUUAUUGUAAUGUGGGAGCGCACGCUCCAGGAUCUUAUUCGUGGCCUGCGGGCUAACAAGAAUGAUGAAAGCAAGUUCAUUGGGCAGGCCAUGGACGAGAUCAGGCGUGAAAUCAAGAGCAAGGAUAUGGCGCUCAAGGCUGGUGCUGUCAUGAAACUUACAUAUCUGGAAAUGCUAGGAUAUGACAUGAGCUGGGCUUCCUUUCACAUCGUAGAAGUCAUGUCGUCUCCCAAGAUUCAUCUCAAGAGUGUAGGCUAUCUUGGUGCUGUCCAGUCGUUUAACGAGGAUACGGAUGUGUUGAUGUUAACUACCAAUUUGCUCAAGAAGGAUCUCAGUUCGACGCCUGCAGACGUUGCAGUCACUCUAAAUGGCGUUUCUUCCAUUAUGACCGCAGACCUCGCACGCGACCUCAGUCCUGACUUGGUUGGUAUGCUCAACCACUCCCGACCCCACAUACGCAAGAGAGCAGUUGCUGCUAUGUACAGAGUGUUCGACAAGUACCCUGAAGCUCUCCGUCAUGGUAUUGGCCGAUUGCAGGAAAAGCUGGAAGAUUCCGAUCCAGGUGUGGUUUGCGCAACUGUGAAUGUCUUGUGUGAGCUCGCCCGGAAGAACCCCCAAGACUACCUUCCGCUCGCCCCGCAACUAUUCCAUCUUCUAACCACGUCAUCUAACAACUGGAUGCUCAUCAAGAUCGUCAAAUUGUUUGGUUCUAUCUCGCCUUAUGAACCCCGGCUAGUGAAGAAACUGCAGCCACCAAUCACCGACCUGAUAUCCACGACGUCCGCGAUAUCCCUCCUAUACGAGUGUGUACAUACAUGUAUCAUCGGGAAUAUGCUGCAGGGCCCUACCGGUUACUCGCUUGCGCGAACGUGCGUAUCUAAACUCGCAGCCUUCAUUGAAGACCCAGAUCAGAACUUGAAGUACAUCGCCUUGCUCGCCAUGGUGAAGAUCGUACCCACGCACCCCCACUUGGUCGCAGAGCACCAAAAUACAAUCCUCUCAAGUGUCGAUGAUGAAGAUAUCAGCAUCCGUAUGCGUGCGCUAGAUCUUCUUUCAGCACUCGUCAAUCGAGACAAUCUCCAAUCGAUCGUGCAGCAGGUGCUGUCGCAUCUCGUCAAGCCUGAAUCCUCCGCCGUUCCUUCUGCAGUGCAAUCCCUGUCUCAGCAUAUUGUCCCCUCUACGCCUGCAAAGUCACUGAAUGCACCAUCUCAGUCCACCGCCUACCGUCUUGUCCUCUCACAAAGGAUCAUGACAAUGUGCUCUCAAAACACCUACGACAACGUUGCCGAUUUCGAAUGGUAUCUCUCAGUCCUGGUUGACCUCGCAUACGUAUCGAACGUCGACAUUGGCGUGCAAAUUCGCGACCAAUUAGUAGACGUUGUCGGACGCGUCAGAGCGGCUAGGAGCUACGCCGUUAAAUUGAUGGUGAAGGUAUUGUCUGAUGAUACAUUUUUGCUGCAUGCUGGUGAGCCGGGUAGUUGUUCCGAGGUACUAUGGGCAGCGGCUUGGAUAUGCGGGGAGUACUGCAGCGAACUUUCUGCGCCAGACGAACUUAUUCCAUAUCUGCUCCAGCCAGAGACUGCAUCUCUCAGCCCUGACAUCACCGCCGUGUGUAUUCAAUCCGCCACGAAACUCUUCGGAUACUGGGCUUCCGAAGCGGCAAAGCAGUGGACAGAGAGCUUCCUCGAGGACCUCAAGAGAGCUGUCGAUAUCAUGAUUGAACAGAUGGAACAAUUUGCAUCGAGCACGCAGAUCGAAGUCCAAGAACGCGCUGCGAACCUUCUUCAGUUGCUCACCUUCAUCAAGCGCGAUGUAGCAAUGUACAAACCAAAGCAGGAAACUGGUUUCUCAGAUCCGAGCGCAGCCGCCUUCGAUCCCGUUUCAGAACCCAGUUUCCCAAAGAGCCUUUACCUCAUCGAGCCGCUCUUCUCAUCGCACGAGCUCAAUCCUGUUGCAUCUAUCGCGCAAGCCAGCGUGCCAAUUCCUGACGGACUUGACCUGAACAUGUGGAUUGUGCCGUCGAUGCAAGAGCGUGUCGCGGAAGAGGGUGAUGACGGUGAAGUGACUGAGCGGAAGACCAAGAGAAGUAAGAAAGGGAAGGAGAAGGAGUCCGCAAGCAGGACAAAAGUCAAAGGCGGAAAGAAGAAGCAGAAGGAGGGGGGCUACCAGGAGGAGCUUGCGCCGCAAGAAGAGGAGACUCCAGAAGAGAAAGCUGAGCGAGAGAGGCUCAAGGCGGAGCGGCUAGAACGAAUGCGGGAUGACCCAUACUACAUCAUGGACGAUCAACCCAAGCCUCCUGCCGAAGAUGUCGAUUCAAUACCCGUUGUCCGACUAGACGGUCCCUUGCCACUGCCAAAAGAGGAACCUCGCCUUCCCGGUCUGAGAAGCAGCGCGUCAAUACGAUCCACGCCUCCACCAUUUGUCGUCGAAAGAGAAGGCGAAAUGCCUGCGGGCGUUGUUGUCACGCCGCGAUCGUCAACUCCCGUGCCAUUGCGGCGCCCAACUCCAAAUUCAUUUGACCUCACCGGGACGCCCCCGCCUUCCCUACCUUCUUUCCAAUCAUAUGAAGUUCCUGAUGACGAACUCCGCAUGAGCACUCCAGAACCCAUCAAAGUCACGCGUGCCAAGAAGAAGGGAACAGGCACAACGAAGAAGAAACGGACGGUGAAGCCAGAGACGAAGGCGGAUGACAAUGGCGCAGCAGUACAUUGAUAUCCCUUGGUGCUCCACGCCUCACAUCUAUACUAUGAAGAGCUAUAUGAUGUACGUGUGUGCGAGGAAUGCAACGACGAAGAGACAAGAACGCAUGUCAGUGGUACAGUAACCUUCUGCUAAUCAUCCUCUACUCGCCCCACGGAGCCCAUGGUCUCAUAAUCACACCUGGAAUGAUGGGCUUCAGUGUGGCUCGAGCUCGCUUCCUGUGUCGAUACUCGAGGGAAGAUGAUUGGCUCAGUCUGACGAUAGGACUCUGGAAUGUCAAAGCUUCAAGAAGACCUUC